Messenger RNA from [Torrubiella] hemipterigena, 5152 nucleotides. NCBI's taxonomy places the organism in Eukaryota, Fungi, Ascomycota, Sordariomycetes, Hypocreales, Clavicipitaceae. The record is from the annotation of a GenBank genome assembly.
CAACAUCCUUUCCUACACAUACCACGCCCAAUCAUUUGCUUGCGACGCGAGGCGUUCUGGCUGCCAACAUCGCGUCUUCUCCGGUGAUUCUCCAUGUGCACAACAGCACGUAGAUGAAUGCGACGGCUGUUGCAUCGCCAGGCCAAAUGUUUUCCUCGUUUGGGCAGCCGACGCAAAGCUCAUCGAAGCCCGUCGCCAACCCCUUCGCCACAACAACUCCUGCCACAACAACGGCCAAUCCGUUUGGCUUUGGAAGCGCAUCGAGUACCAGCACAGUGAAUACAGCGAAACGUGAUAAUCCCUUUGCCGACGCUGGGCCAGCCCAAAAGACGAGCGCGUUUGGCGGAUUCGGCGCGCCUUCAAACGACGGAAGCGCUGCCGCCAAAAAACCCAUCUUUGGCUCCAACGACAAGCCGACCCUAGCAAAUAAUGGCGCCAAUCCAUUUGGCGGCCCGAGUAAGCCGCCGUCGACGGGCUUUGGUGGUUUCAGCAACAAGCCGCCAAGCGCCUUUCCAUCCUCGAUAGCGUCCGUCAUCCAGGAUGCAGGAACCGACGACAGCUCGCCCUUUAAAUACGACCAAAACGACCCUCAUGCUGUAAAGGUAUACACACAGCUCCGAAAAGAUGGCCUCGCACCACCAGCGUGGCCGUCACAACCAGGCAAUCCUAGCAGCAAGGCCCAAAUGGCCAAGUUUAGAGAGCAGUACGAGGAGUAUCGCAGCAAAGUCCGCGCUUCUCUCACUCGUGCUGGGCUCAUUGACGACCCUACAAAGCGAAAAGCAUUAACAGAAGCCAUUGAGUUCCGAGGCAUUUGCCAGGAUAUGUGCCCAGAGUACGAAAAGAUCCAGCGCAUUACCGAACACGACAUUCCUCAACCCGAACGCGACCCGGCCACGACUUUUGCGGACAAGAAGCGAAUGGUCAAGAAGCUGGCUCGAUCGGCUGCUGGACAGGAGGCACCGCUGCCCAUGGACGUUCUCUCAAUCAAGACACUGCGAAAAACGUUAAACUACUUAAUCGACGACCUCCUUAGCGUUGACGAAAAUCUACCCACAUUGCACGGAUAUCUUUGGGACAGAACGCGUGCUAUUCGAAGAGAUUUCAGCUUCUUCUCCAGCCUUGCCGCCGACGAUGUCAAGAUGCAAGCCAAUGUCCUUGAGGAUAUUGCCAGAUUCCACGUUACGUCGCUGCACUUGCUCUGCCGAGAAGGCAAGGCACCAGAAAGCUUUGUGGAACAGCAAGAGCUUGAACAACUGGGAAAGGCGCUGCUGUCCCUGCGAGAUAUUUAUGAUGACUGCAAUGCUCAGGACAUUGUCUGCGAGAAUGAAGCCGAGUUCCGAGCAUACUUUCUCAUCUUCCACGCCAAUGAUCCCAAUAUAAUGGAUGUGCUGCAGAGGCAAUGGAGACGAAGCCUGUGGACCGAUUCGGAGGAAAUUCAAACCGCUGUCUCUCUGGUGGAGGCUCUGCAGAAUACCCAAGAUUUCCAUGGACCCCUUAAAGAAGGACCGUCACUAGCAGCCUCUGGCGCACACCAGGCAUUCUUUAGAAUUGUCGAAGACCGCAAGGUAUCAUAUACCAUGGCCUGCUUUGCUGAAUGCCAUUUCCCCCAGCUGCGCCGUUCCAUCUUACGAAAUGUUAAGCGAGCUCUCUCCCGACCAAAAGAAUCUGCAAAUGAUGUUACAGCCGAAACAUUAAACAGGUUCCUGCGCUUCGAUACUGUACAGGAGGCAAUCGACUUUGCCGAGCUUCAUGAUCUUGAAUUCGGCGCGUCACCAACAUUUGGCGAUGUUUCUCAACGACCACUUAUCCUCAACAACAAGACGCCUCUACCACACCAUCGCCUCAAGCAUCAAUUCUCUCAGUCAAUGGUAGAACGCAAACGUGGAAACCGACCUCUGCCCGAUAUUAUCCAUAGCUCCAUCUUUGAGAGCAAAUCGAGCUCUGCGCCUGCACCAGCUGCAGAGGAGAGCUUAUUCGUCCCUGAGUCAUCGAACACAGCUUCAUCAGUAAAGGCUCCAACUGCACAACCUGCAAAGAGCCCAUUUGCUGCGGCUCCCUCUACCACAGCCCCGACCCCUACAACCACACCAGCCUCCCCAUUCACUACGACAACGUCAUCAACCCCACCAACUGCAGCCACAUCUGCUUUGUUUGCGCCAAAGGCUGGCUCAGCUACAAAUCCUUCACCCUUCCCUGCUACUACGCCUUCACCAUUCCAGGGGUUUGGAAAGCCUAGUGACGCUACCUCAGUAACGAAGCCUGAAGUGCCUACUGCCAAACCUAGCAGCGGCCUUUCCGACAAGCCAGCCGCAUCUCCGUUUGCUGGCUUCUCAAGCGGCAUACCGGCGCCAACACCAUCCCUGAUACCUUCCACGACAGCUACCAGUGGUACUACCACAACGUCUACUACUCCGGUCAAGAGUCCCUUUAGUGGGGUUGAAUCUACGACUCCAAAGGCACCACCCAAGUUCAAUAUCGGUAGCCUGGCUUUGUCGCAAGGUUCCUCACCAAAGACAUCUGCUCUCGGUGGCCAACAGCCGCUGCCGGGGCUUUCACUGGGCUCCGUGGAUGUGCCCAAAUCAACACCUCCCUUAUCACCGUUGUCGAAAGACGACAUUCAACCUAAACAGGGCUCACUACUACCAACUACAACGGCACCCCCCGCCAGCACCUCUCCAUUCAGUACAGCCACUAAUCCAUGUAAUCCGGCACCAUCAGCACCGGCUGCACAAAAGCCUGCCCAUCCAUCCCCGCCCCCAGCACCGCCACGGGAUCGUAUGAAAGAUUUCGCGGAAUGGUUUGCGCUUGGUGAUAGUGGUCUUUUGGAAGAUUUUCAGACAUACCUUGUGGAAGACAUGCUCAAGAAGGUGUAUGUGAAGUACCAGCACGACACGGAGGAGAAGCGAAGAAAGGAAGAGGAAGAGAGGGAUAGGCAAACGGCAGAUAACUUUCGCCGACGGACUCUAUCGGUCACAUACUUUUACCGAUGGAAAGCUAACGCGAGAGAGAAGCGUCUCCGCUACUUGCGAAGGACUGGUAGAGAUAAGCUUCGCCAGUUUCACAAGCGGCAGCACAGCAGCUCUCAUAGAGGAGGCUCCGAGACUCCACGACGGGUUUCCAGCCAGGAGCUGCCAUCUACCAGACUUCAACGACAACAGGAACUUAUUGAUGGCUUGAAGCAGAGUGCAAACCAGCAACGAGCCUCUGGGUCCAUCCGCGCAUCCAGCGUUAUUGUGCCCGCCUCAACCGCUGGCAACGCCAUCGCAGAGUCUAUUAACCGUCACUUCCGUCUGCCGAUGAGUGUAGCAGCAACCCCUUCGCGCUCUCGAUCGUCGUCGUUCUCCAAGGGAGGCGCUAAGACGAGAGCACUGCGAGAGGAGCUCUUGGGCAGCAGUCAGUCCCGCUUUGGCCGCUCUGGCUCGUCGGUAGCAUCAAGCGAUCGAUCUAGCCCAGACAACGCAAGCCGCGUUAGCAACGUAUCGGAGCGUUGGCGACUCAAGGCAAUGGGUAUUGUCCAGCUGCCUGAUGGUACGGCGAUUCCCGAAAGCUUGGCCCACAGCCAGCAUGGUCAAUACAGCCACUACAGCCAGAACCAGCGGCCUAGCACGGCAGGGUACCUACGAAGAACGCCUUCGUUCUCUGGACUCUCUUCCCGCCGUGAGUCGUUUGGAGCUACCUCUGGAUCUCGAUUUGUUGUACCGUCUAUCGAGCAGUCGAUUCCCGGAGUGGCUGCCUUUGAGAACGCCGUUGCUAGCAACAAACGAAAGCGCAUGACCAACGAAAGCAUCAUGCUGGAUAGUGACGAAGGCGCCAGCUCUCACAAGAGAGUCAUGAGCGACGCCGAAACCUUGAUCCAAGAACUCCGCGCCAUGCGAGAGGAGAUGGAAGAGGGAACUGUGUGGUUUAAAGAGCAAAACGACAAGCUCCACGACAUAUCCCGCGGUGCAACACCGCUAUAAUCAUAUUUUAUCAACAGAAACGAUACACCCCGAAUUUCGACGAAACAGCUAGAAUAGUGAGAAAGAGAGGGAGGGAGAGAAUUGGUGGAUAAUGGUGUAAUUUCUUUGUGAUUUUUCUCAUGUAUAUAAAGCAUGGCAAGGCAAACGGCAUUUUGAUAUUUUACUUGUACAUUCCCAGGCUAGGAAAGACGACGGAUGGAUGGCAAGGCAUUUUACGAUUGAGAUUGACGAAAGAGACUACUUUUCCUUCUUUCGGGUUGUCGCAUCGACGCCCCAUGCUCUACUUUUUUACGUUCUUUUCACUCUUGAUGUGUGUGUAUGUGUGUGCAUGAAUAUGUGACUUUGAGAUAUGAAAAGGAUGUAUUUCCAACAUGAAUAACUAUAACCGCCAGCUUUGCAGCAAAAACAUUUUUGGCCGUGAAUAAUAGGCAAGAGAAUAUACAAGAAAUAUAGAAUUUGUUUACAUUUGUUUUUCGUUUUUACUUCUUUGGGGGAGGAGGGAACGACGUCUGGAGCGUCUGCGUCUCUACCGGCCCGCCGGUAGCAGCACGUCCCUUGUUCUUGGCUCCCUUUCCUUCAACAGGCGCCGAUUCCCAAAUAGGCGACUGCUGCUGUGUCCAUACCUCUUGUCUAGCGAGGGGCGAGCUAGUCUGUGGGUGAGGUGAGUAUGCCAUCUGUGGCGAUGACAGGAAGGGGGCAUUGGAGUGCAUCGAUGUGGUAGACACAGGCGUUGUGUAGUAAUCGUCAAUUACGCUGCCUUCAUGUCGUUGUGUAAUGACAGCGGCUUCAGGUGAUGACACAGCUGCGCCAAUGUUUUCCUGGGAGGCAGCAAAGCCUUCCUGGGUAGGGACGCCAUGAGUGAAGUGAAUACCUAGGGCAGGGUUCUGCAUGCCCUCGGGAGGGUUCUGGCCGAGAGGAGACAUGUCCGUGUACGGCUGCUUCUCGUUCCAGUACAUGGCGUGCUCGGUGUAAGGGCUUCCAGUGUUGUGGUCGAAGCCGGGGCUGUACGGGUCAAGGUGAGUCUGGCAGCGGAAGUCGUAGGAGGCGCUGGACUCGUGGGCAGCCUGGAGGCGGGCCUUUUCCUUGUUGCGGCGGCGGCGGAUGCACAUGAUGACGGAGCCGAUGGCAAGGAAGACGACGACAAAGCCGCCAAUGGCGAUGCCGACAAUGGCACCAGUAGAAAGACCGCCGCU